CCACGAAUGUCACUCUACCAAUAAUUAUCGCAGUCUACUUCGUAUUAAUAAAGAUACGGAGAAAUUCCAAAUGUCAUCGUCUGAUCCGAAUUUCAACCGAGGCAAUAAUACCUCGAGAAUACCAGGUAAUGCCGGAUAUGUCAGCCUGCAAAAACGUUAGAGUUUCAGACUUUCAGUCUCGGAUGAAGCAGAUUCCGUUUCGAAAGCAUACAUUCCAGACGAAUUUGAUGCAAAACCAUCCCAUGCUGCUAUGCAAUCUACUUUACGAGUCAAUGACCCCAGAUCAUAGGUGAGGAGGUAGGCUAUGCUCUAUUUUCAUUAUAGAAUAUGGAACUAUUUAUGCCCGAGCACUUUUAUCUUUUCAUCUUCAGACGACAUACAUUAAUAAGGGUCGCUUUUCUGAAUCUAUAUUCUUCGUAGAUUUCAGUUUUGUAUACGAGUUCAAUUGAAGUUUCAUUGCAGAAUUUAUUGAGAACUUGGUCAGGAAGGGAUUCUGAAUUAUACAUUUCAAAGCAUAGUCGGCUCUGAAGAUAUGGAGAAGUGCACAGAAGAAAAGAUUGCGCCACAGCAUAAAAGUGCGUGGUUUGGAUUCAUCAAGUCGAUAGCAACAUUCAAAGGCGAUCUUUCAACGCUCACAGCGCCUCCAUUCCUCCUCUCUCCACAAUCAAUCGUCGAAUUUCCUACCUACUGGGCAGAACACCCAUCUCUGUUCAUCGCACCCACAAAAUCAGAGUCUGCUGAAGAAAGAGCAUUAUUAGUAUUGAAAUGGUUUAUCAGUACAUUGAAGUGGCAGCAUAGUAAUCGAGAUGAAAAUGGAAAGAAGAAGGGGAUGAAACCCCUCAAUCCAUUUUUAGGAGAGUGUUUUAUGGGUUCUUGGGAAGAUGAUGGGGAGGGUACCGGGAAAACAGAUUUGGUUGCUGAGCAAGUCAGUCAUCAUCCACCAGCUACAGCAUAUAAUAUCUCGAACGAAAAACAUGGUGUACAACUCCAAGGCACCAUCGCUCCACAAUCCUACUUUAGCUCAACGGUACACAUUGAACGGAACGGCUACUCCCUUCUAACCCUCUCUCAACACAAUGAAACACAUUUAAUUACUAUGCCGCCUGUACAUAUAGUCGGCAUCAUGUCUGGCUCUCUUAAUCCUGAAUUGAGCGGCACAUCCUAUAUCCGUUCCUCAUCCGGUUUCACAACUCGAAUAUCAUAUUCCUCGAAAGGCUGGAUCAGUGGAACACCUAACACAUUCUCCGCAAUCAUAUAUGAAGAUGGACGCGAGAAUACUGCAAUAUAUAAAGCUGAAGGACAAUGGAGUGGGGAAUCCAAAAUCAAAGACAUGAGAAGUGGAAAACGCAUAUCGCAAUUCAAUGUGCAUUCGUUGAAGAGGAAAUCGCUAAAAGUUAAGCCGAUCGAUCAGCAAAAGGAGUACGAAUCGAGAAGAGCCUGGCGUCAUGUUACACGAGCUAUUAAUGAAAACGACAUCUUUCAAAUUGGGAAAGAGAAAGGGAAGAUAGAGAAUGAACAGAGAGAAUUGAGGAGGAAGGAAAAGGCCAAGGGAAUAGUUUGGGAAAGGAGAUUUUUCGUCAAGGUGGGAAGGGAUGAAGUUGCGGAACGAUUAGUGAAUGGUCUAGAGGGACUGAGUUUGGAAAGUGGGGGUGGGAUUUGGAAGUGGGACAAGGAGAGGUAUAGGGCUAUAGAGACUAGGGCUAUAGAGACUAGGGAUACGGAAAGGAUGAGGAAAACGGAUGAUACGAAGAAUCCGUUGGUGACAAGAUGGGAAUCAGGGGUUAUGGUUACGGAAGUUAGUGUCUGAAUAUUGGGUUGGGUAGGAUUAUGUGCUGUAAAUAGUAACGACUACUAGAUAAUGAAUAAACU
Messenger RNA from Botrytis byssoidea, 1869 nucleotides. RefSeq lists its product as uncharacterized. The record is from RefSeq and is a predicted model, not a curated record. Gene Ontology annotation, biological process: exocytosis; piecemeal microautophagy of the nucleus; endocytosis. The coding region runs from base 533 to 1807 and encodes 424 amino acids. NCBI's taxonomy places the organism in Eukaryota, Fungi, Ascomycota, Leotiomycetes, Helotiales, Sclerotiniaceae. The transcript has 4 exons. Gene Ontology annotation, molecular function: oxysterol binding. Gene Ontology annotation, cellular component: membrane; intracellular membrane-bounded organelle; cytosol.